Messenger RNA from Gamsiella multidivaricata, 417 nucleotides. RefSeq lists its product as uncharacterized. The transcript has a single exon. The record is from RefSeq and is a predicted model, not a curated record. NCBI's taxonomy places the organism in Eukaryota, Fungi, Mortierellomycota, Mortierellomycetes, Mortierellales, Mortierellaceae. The annotation marks the transcript as partial.
CUUCCAUGGGCGAGGCUGCUCGCUUGCAUCCUCUAGCUCGUCCUUGCCCUUGGCCAUGUCCCACUGCGCUACUGCUGCUGCUGCUACUCCCCCCGACUUCUGUAUACGGUCUUGCAUCUUGCAUCCAAGGGUAGUGCCCGUCCUUAUCUACUGGUUGAAGCUAGAGCAGUCGUUGUUGAUGGAGUAAAUGGCUGCGAACGACGUUGCAAAUGUUGUGCCCUGCCAUAAUAUCGCGGUGUAUGAAAGUGCCGCAGGUUGAGCAGUAUAGCCUGCGGAUCUUGACCUGUGCAACAGCUUUCUUGCGAAGGUUCUCUCGGUGCAUUUGAGUGCGUCCUUUUUCUUCCGAAGGAAGGCCGUCGAGGUAAAGAGCCAAGUUCGUCUGGGUCCCAAGCUUCAGUAUCUCUCGCUCGACAAUAC